CUUAAUAAUUCACUAAAUCCAAUUGGAACUGUUUGGCGCACACAUAUUACGAUAUUGUUUACUUUUUAAUAUAAUUAUUUCAAAAGCUGCGUAAAACGAAAUGAACUUUGAUCAUAUAAAUGUACCAGGAAAACUAGUGCCGGACAACUAUUUGCAGCUGGGACUAGCAGCUCAACGCAGCAAGCAACGCAGUUUCAAAGAGCUCCUCGAGAAGAGGAAACUGCCGGAGACUGGAUGGUCCGAUGAGCAGAUUGAGGAGCUGGUGCUUCAGCUGGCGUCCUUGGACAGCAAUAACUUUCCGCACAAGGUCGGACUGGGAGAACGGGAGGCCCGAAUUGCGUGUAAACUCGUCGCCCGCCGACACUACAAUUUUGGUCACGGAAUCGGCCGCUCUGGUGAUUUACUGGAGGCGCAACCCAAGGCAGCAGGCUCCACGCUACUUGCACGCUUGACAAAUGCGCUAAUCCUGGACCUUGUGCGGGGAAUCGGACUGUCCAGUUGUGCCGGCUGCUUCCUCGUGCCGAUGUGCACUGGGAUGACCCUAACCCUGUGUCUGCAGAGUCUUCGCAAGCGGAGACCCGGGGCGAAGUAUGUGCUCUGGUCCCGCAUCGAUCAAAAGUCCUGCUUCAAGGCCAUCACCGCCGCGGGCUUGGAGCCAGUAAUAAUCCCCUGUCAGGUUAACGGAGAGUCUCUGCACACCGACAUCAAUUUAUUCCGGGAGAAGAUAGAGCUGCUGGGAGUCGAUAGCAUCCUCUGCCUAUACACCACCACCAGUUGUUUUGCUCCGCGCAACUGCGAUGACAUUGCGGAAAUAUCCAAGCUGUCACUGCAGACGCAGCUCCCCCACCUGGUCAACAAUGCUUACGGACUACAGGCGAAGGACAUCGUUCGUCAGCUGGAGCGGGCAAAUCAAAUCGGACGCAUUGAUUACUUUGUCCAGAGCAGCGACAAGAAUCUGUUGGUUCCAGUGGGCGGUGCCAUUGUGGCCAGUUUCAAUGCGAGUCUGCUGCACGAAGUGGCUAGCAGUUAUGCAGGAAGAGCUAGUGGCUCCCAGUCCCUGGACGUCCUUAUGACGCUCCUAUCGCUCGGUCGCAAGGGUUUUCAAUCGCUCAUCCAGCAGCGGGCCGAGAACUUCAUAUACCUCAGAGAUUGCCUUAAGAAAUUUGCAGAGAGUCGCGGAGAAGUGGUAAUUGAUAGCAGGUAUAACUCCAUAUCUUUGGCAAUAACACUAGGUACAAUUGCUGUGGAUGAGAAGGAAAGCAUCACCCAGCUUGGAUCUAUGCUGCACAUGCGUGGAGUGUCCGGAGCAAGAGUAGUUGUGCCGGGGCAAACCAAAACCAUUGAUGGACAUAAGUUUGUGGAUUUUGGAUCCCACCGCAACGAGCUUAAAGUGCCUUAUCUAACUGUGGCGUCUGCCUUGGGAAUAACUCGAGAGGAGAUCGACAAAUUUUUUGAUAUCUUUGGCAAGUGCUGGCACCAGUUAAGUCAAAAUAAAAAUGAAAGCAAAACAAAAAACCUACCGAAGGCAACAGACUAACAAAUGCAUCACUUAAAUUAACUUAAUGUUAUAUAGCGACAUACAAAAAACUAACUUAUAGGUUUAAAAAACAAAAUGAUGUUGGCUCGUUUUAUUAAGGUGCUUUUAGUUUUGAAAUCACUUUUUUGUUAUUGCAACAGCUUUGAGAUGGCGUUUAGCGCGCAGGAAAGUUGGUGUUCAAAAAGUAUGCAACAACAAUUUGUUCUGAUAAUCCUCCCAUAAACAAGUCCUGGAAAGGACAAUGAGCAAAUGUUAAACCAAUUGUAAAUUUAAACAAAUCAAAAUUUAGGAAUGUAUAGCAACUUGUAUUUUGAUAAACAAUUUGGCAGUGCAUGCGAUAACGACAAUUUACUAACGAGACAAAUAAACCCAAGUUCCCUAGCUUUUGCUGUGGCCAUUA
Messenger RNA from Drosophila suzukii, 1937 nucleotides. RefSeq names its product Sec synthetase (gene SecS). Gene Ontology annotation, biological process: conversion of seryl-tRNAsec to selenocys-tRNAsec; selenocysteine incorporation. NCBI's taxonomy places the organism in Eukaryota, Metazoa, Arthropoda, Insecta, Diptera, Drosophilidae. Gene Ontology annotation, molecular function: tRNA binding; O-phosphoseryl-tRNA(Sec) selenium transferase activity. The record is from RefSeq and is a predicted model, not a curated record.